Molecule: messenger RNA, 1800 nt
Organism: Spodoptera littoralis (African cotton leafworm)
Lineage: Eukaryota; Metazoa; Arthropoda; Insecta; Lepidoptera; Noctuidae
Source: the annotation of a GenBank genome assembly
AUGAGCAGUCAUCUAUUGAAAUGUUAUAGAUGUCCAACUGUUAUCAAGAACGAACUACAGAAAAUACCUGUUACUAGAACAAGUGUUACAAAUUCGCCCUUGCAAGAUGAAUCACAUCGUGAAAUGACACAGGAUACCAGUUUGACGGACACAACUUCUAUUACUACUUCAUCAGAAAUUUCAUCAGAAAAGAAACUUUAUCUAGAUCAGCUUUUAUCGAAGGCAAUAUUUGUUACCUGUUCUCCUGUAUCCAUCGUUCAACAUCCGCUGUGGGUACAAUUUUUUGACGAUUUGCAACCAGUUUAUAAAUUACCAUCCAGAAAAGCUAUCUCCACAACAUAUUUGGAAACUAUUUAUAAUGAAAUGGUCAAGGAAAUUACAGACGAACUGAAGUCUUUAAAUGAUUUGCAUUUACAGUGUGAUGGCUGGAGCAAUCAGCGCAAUGAGGGUAUCAUCAACUUCGUUAUUGCAAAACCCGAGCCUGUUUUUGUUAAAAGCCUUAAUACUCUUACAAACAGACAUACAAGCCAAUAUAUAUCUGAAGAGAUAAUUAAAGUUAUAAACGUGUACGGAGGCCACAAAUUUGUAACUCUUAUCGGAGAUAAUGCAAAUAAUAUUCAAAGAGCAUUUCAGAUAGUUAAAAAUUCAUAUGCACAUAUAAUACCGCUGAGAUGUGUAGCACACACAUUGAAUUUGCUGUGCGAAGAUUGUUUAAAAUUAGAACCUAUUAAUGCGUUUAUAUCAAUUGCCACUAAUACGAUAAAAGCAAUUAAAAGAAACCAAAGUAUGAGCGCUUUAUUAGCUCCGAUUGUAAAAGAGAAAGGUUCGUGUGAAACAUUGAAAUUACCAGGGAACACCCGCUGGGGCAGUUACUGCACUGCGUUAAAAAGUUUAAAAAAAUCUAAAGUUGCAUUACAGACAUUAGCUGUUCACGAAGAUGCCACUAUUUCAGACGAAAUAAAAACAAAUUUAUUGGAUUUACAUUUCUGGACCAUGGUAGAAAAUUGUAUAAAACUACUGGAACCUAUAACUGAAAAAAUGUUCAAACUUGAAGGCAAUGGAAUACUUAUAAAUGAAGUUUAUAUGGCCUUCAAAGAUAUUAAGUCUACAUUUAAUUUUGCAUUCCCGGAUAUAUCUAUUCUAAAUGAGCAUCACAAACAAGAUAUUACAAAUGCUGUAAUUAGGCGAGCAAAUAAUUGUUUGAAACCUAUUCAUUAUGCUGCAUAUUUAUUGGACCCACGGUCACAAGGAAUUGAAUUAGAAGAAGAACACGAAGUGGAUGCGAUGGGGUUUAUACACGAUGUAAGUCAAUCGCUAAAUAUUGACGUUGGCGUUGAUUUAGCCAAUUAUAGAGCUAAACAGGGUUUAUGGAGUAGACCAUUUAUAUGGAAGAAUGUGGCUGAAAUGGACCCAGUAGUUUGGUGGAGAGGACUUUGCAAGUCUAAAUUGCUGAGUAGGGUUGCAGUACGUAUUUUAACUGUUCCCUGUACUUCAGCAGCUACUGAACGAUCUUUUAGCACGCACGCGCAUACACAUAGUCACAAACGGAAUAGAUUGACUACAGAAAGGGCGGCAAAAAUAGCUUUUAUAUCAUAUAAUUGGAACUUAUUACACAAAUAUAUAGAUGAUGACCAUGACGAUGAUGACGAGCCGUUAUCUACACCCAGGCAAUUGUCGAGUCCAUUGGGAAGCCCAAUAAGUAAAGAUCAACCAUCAACAUCUCGUGGAAAUAUGCAAGAAAUAGAAUUCUGUAAUAUUCAUAAUAUAUUUAAUAAUCAUGACAGUAGCGACAGUGACUAA